Molecule: messenger RNA, 495 nt
Organism: Patiria miniata (bat star)
Lineage: Eukaryota; Metazoa; Echinodermata; Asteroidea; Valvatida; Asterinidae
Product: protein LRATD1-like
Exons: 1
Coding region: 1-495 (164 amino acids)
Source: RefSeq, a predicted model, not a curated record
AUGGGGAACGUGCAGAACCGUUUUACGAGCGUGGACAAGGUUCUUCUCAAGUGCGAGCCGGGGGAUUUAAUCGAAAUCCUUCACCCACAUUCCUCAUUCAAUCACUGGGCAGUCUACGUCGGUGAGGGCACUGUCAUUCACGUGCGGCAGCCCUGGAUCAGACGGGAAUCGCUGCAGAGCGCUGCCGGGCUGGGGCGGGAGAAUUACUGCGCCAAACUCGUCCGAAUCAACAAUUACAAACACAUCAGGGUCUUGAAACAAGCGCCCCAGUCGGCUCAGAAAAUAGUCGAAUCGGCUAAGGAGCAGCUUGGGAUGGAGUGGUACAACAUGCAGUUUUACGGGUGCGAGAUGUUCGCCGUUCGGUGCCGUUUUGGUGUGAAGGUGGACAUUUGGAAGGAGUUUUACAAAUCGACUGAAAUCGAGAGGCCAUCUGAUACCGCGGUGGCGCUCUCCAACCCUCUAGUUACUUAUGGACACCAACAACAUGAAUUCUAA